CACGAACGAGCUCGUCUCGAACAAGUAGUGUAACUCGCCACUGAUCCUUGCGAAGAGAAACAACCAUGAAGACCCAGGUGCUCCUCCUCGCGGUGGCCGUGCUCUCCGUCCUCGCAGCUCUGCCCCUCGCCGAAAGCAAAGGGCGCGGGAUCGGGGAGCGCGCGGAGGCCCCGAAGGCGAGCGCGUGGCCGUGCUGCGACACCUGCGGCGCGUGCACCAGGUCCCUCCCGCCGCAGUGCCUGUGCGCGGACGAGGCCCCCGGCGGGUGCCACCCGGCGUGCCGGAACUGCGUCAAGUCCACCGUCGACGGCGGCAGCGACGUCUUCCGCUGCGCCGACCGCAUCACCAACUUCUGCAAGCACGGCUGCACGCCGGCCGCGUGAUUGGUUGGACGCCGCCCGGGAUCCUGCUCUGCUGUCACCUGAAUCAUGCCGGCAGCUGCCUAUUAUAGCUCCUGCCUUUGGUUUUCAGUCUUCCAGUGUUCCCUCUGCAUCCUGCUCUGGAUGCGGAGAAGAAAUCAGUGUUUUUUUUCCUUUUAAUGUCUGGUCAUGGACUCAUGGUUUUCUUACUGUUUCUGGAAAAAGACCCGUAUUCCACGCACAAAUAAAGGUAGAUCUUCUGCAA
Molecule: messenger RNA, 624 nt
Organism: Panicum hallii
Lineage: Eukaryota; Viridiplantae; Streptophyta; Magnoliopsida; Poales; Poaceae
Product: Bowman-Birk type trypsin inhibitor-like
Exons: 2
Coding region: 66-383 (105 amino acids)
Cellular component (GO): extracellular region
Molecular function (GO): serine-type endopeptidase inhibitor activity
Source: RefSeq, a predicted model, not a curated record